AUGGUGAGCCGCUCAGCGCAGCUGCCUAACGUGCACCUCCGCAAGGAGUGGCAGCGCUAUGUACGGACUUGGUUCAAUCAGCCGGCGAGGAAGCAGAGAAGACGCAUUCAGCGACAAAAGAAAGCAGCAAAAAACGGUGUUAGGCCAGUUGACUUGCUCCGCCCUGCUGUUCGAUGCCCCACACAAAAAUAUAAUAUUAAAGUGCGCGAAGGAAGAGGCUUCACUCUAGAGGAGCUCAAGGCUGUGGGCGUGUCUCCUCGCGUUGCGCUGUCAAUCGGCAUUGCAGUGGACCACCGCAGGAGAAACAGAAGUCAAGAGUCUCUCACGACAAAUGUUAAUCGACUUAAACUCUAUCUCAGCAAGCUUGUGCUCUUCCAGAGAGGCUCUAAGGCGAAGAAGGGCCUGGCAGGGGUGCCUGCAGACACUCCCAAGUCUCAGCUGCAAAACGCAAAGCAAACAUCCAUUGCCGCCUCUCUCCCCAUUGAAAAACCCAAAAAGAAGAUCCGCGCCCGCGUGAUCACUGAAGAGGAAAAGAAGUUCCGCGCCUAUGCCACCCUCAGGAAGCAGCUGAGAGACGCAAAGAAUGUGGGGAAGCACGCAAAGAAGCUGGCGGAAGAGGCGGAGGCAGCAAACAAGCAGUAA
This is a messenger RNA of Eimeria acervulina, 642 nucleotides long. RefSeq names its product 60S ribosomal protein L13, related. NCBI's taxonomy places the organism in Eukaryota, Apicomplexa, Conoidasida, Eucoccidiorida, Eimeriidae. Gene Ontology annotation, molecular function: structural constituent of ribosome; RNA binding. The record is from RefSeq and is a predicted model, not a curated record. The transcript is spliced from 6 exons. The coding region runs from base 1 to 642 and encodes 213 amino acids. Gene Ontology annotation, cellular component: cytosolic large ribosomal subunit; ribosome. Gene Ontology annotation, biological process: translation.